CUAGAAGCAAUGUCAAAGAUGGAAAGACGUCUGGUCUCUGCUGUCCUCCCUCUCUUACUGCUGGACUUGAUGGAUUGUGAUCUCAUGAGCCAGGCAUGGACUGUCCCUGACUGUACCAUAGCAGAUAGCUCCCUAUUGUCAAAUCUCUCCUUCUACAUCCCAUUUUGUCCCUUGGCCCCAGGGCUGCAUACUUUUGCAUCAUGCUCCAAUGUUACAGACCUGACACAGACCCUGAGAGCAGUGCCCCAGGAUAUACAGGCACUUUGCCUCCAGGGCAUGGUUCCUGUCCUGCCAGCUAAUGCAUUUGGUCACUUCCCCUWCCUACAGCUUUUGAGGCUACAGCUGGGCACCCUCAAGAUUACAUCUGAGGCCUUUCAAGGAUUGAAUCAGCUGCAGUACCUUUCCUUUGAGCAUCAUGCUCCCUGUUGCUUGAGUCUUUUUCUCCCUCAGGAUGCCCUGAUGCCUCUCACAUUCCUCAUUAGUCUUUCCUUUCAAGGCUACUGCCUGAAUUAUAGCCAGAACAUCCAGUUGCCAAUCARCCUUAGGCAUCUAACCCUAGGGCACAGCUGUUUGAUGGAGCUACAGGAGCUACAAGUGCUCUUCUCAAACCUUGUGCCUAGUUUUUCUCCUACAGCCAGCCCCAGACCAUGGUCUUCCUUCCUAGAAGUGUUGGAUUUGUCUUACAACCUGAAGCUGAACCAGGCAGGUGUCAGAGCCUUGAAUGGCCUCCAGCUCCMUUCCCUGAGAUUGGAUGGCACCCCAUUAAAUGCAUUAGAUCUUUUAGGCUCAGGACUGCUCCAUCUGGAUUUUCUGUCCCUUGUGGGUACAGGUAUGGAAAAACUGCCUGGGAAAGUGUCAGGCUAUUUUGAGCUUCGAGCACUUGACCUUGGGAGAAAUCGAAUCCAAAACAUAGAGGAUGGAGAUCUCUCAAGCUGCCGUUCCUUAGAACAUCUCAGCCUUUACGGCAAUGGCCUGAAAUUGCUUCCCAUAAAGUUUCUAAAUGCCCUGCCCCAGCUUCAAAGUCUCAACCUAUCCAUGAAUAAGCUGGGUCCAACCUUGGUGCUUCCAGAUGGGCUGGUUAGCACAAACUUGAGAGUGCUAGAUCUGUCCAACAAUGAGUUAUGUGUUCUUCCCUAUGGAGCCUUCUCCUUUAUUCCUCAACUUGAGGAGCUGUGGCUGAGUGGCAACAACAUCUCCAACUUAUCCAGUGAGAGCCUGGAGGGACUAAAGCAGCUGAAGACACUAGACCUAAGCUGGAACAAAAUUAAGGUGCUAAAACCAGGCUGGCUCUCCUUUCUUCCUGCUCUCACCUCACUAAACCUGCUGGGCACCUAUUUAAGUCAUAUCCCAGGCAAGGAGCUCCAAGGUCCCCAGAGGCUGAGCCAUCUGCAGCUGGGUUCACUUCAGAUGCUGGACCUCUAUCCUCCCUGGCCUCCAGCUCUGCUCAGCUUAGAGAUAUGGGCAGAAACAGGUAUCUGGUUUAAUAACUUCAAUGAAGAUACCUUCUUGUUCCUGGAGAAGCUGAUCUUACAAACUUCCAACGUGGUACUSUCUCCAUACAACACCUCAGUUCAUUUUCCUUCCCUGCGUCACCUCACUCUUCGAGGCGUAAGCUUCUUUGGCUUCUCAAGUCAAGAGUCUCAGAGAUCCUUCCCUCAGUUUCCUGUCCUGGAGCACCUGCACUUCUGGUCUGAUUAUGGGAGUACAGAAAACCUGCAACUAUUUGGGAUGCCCAAGCUUCGAGUGCUCGAGCUCGGAGAUCUGAAUUUCCACUAUGAGUCAAGGUCAACRAAGCUGGAGCUGGUACUGAAGGAAGUGCCUCAGUUACAGGUGCUGGCAUUGAGCCACCUGAAUCUUGGGAACCUCUCCAUGUCCAGUUUCAGGGACUUGGACCACCUGCAGCUACUGCUGUUCAACUCUGAAUGGACCCUGSGGUUAGACAGCAGCCUUCAGGAGUUAAUCCCCCAGAUGCCUCAAUAUGUUUAUUUCUCAGAUGUCACCUUCACCUGCCAGUGUGAAAGCUCCUGGGUGGGGCYUUGGGCAACACAGGCCCCCAACACCUUUGUAUAUGGGCUGGAGAAAUCCAUCUGCAUGGCCAAUGCUUCUGACUACUCCAAGACUCCACUGCUCUCCUUCCUUUCUCAUCAGUGUGCACAUGAUCUUGAGUUUCAGGGCUUUCUUGCCAGCUUUACUCUGGUGCUCCUGUUCACUAUCCUUGUACUGCUUGGCUGCCCCAAAUGGUCCUGGCUUCACCAUCUCCGGACUCUUUUUCAUGUGUGGUGGUGGAAACUAUGUGGGCGUGGCCCCAGAAGCCAAUUCCACUAUGAUGUCUUUAUAUCCUACUGUGAGCAGGACCAAGACUGGGUGCUGGAAGAACUGGUUCCUACACUGGAGAAGUCUCCUCCAGCAGGUGAGGGCUUGAGGCUGUGCCUGCCAGAGAGGGACUUUGGGGUUGGGCAGGACAGGAUGGAUGCCCUGGUUGCCAGCAUGGAGAACUGCAGGGCCAUCCUCUGUGUACUCAGCAACAAAGCCCUGGGGAGUCCCCGGUGCCAUCUGGAGUUAAGGCUUGCCACCUAUCACUUGGUGGCCAGACCUGGAACAGCUUGCCUCCUACUGCUAUUUCUGGAGCCUAUUGAUCGGCGGAAGCUAUGCGGCUAUCACCGCCUCACCAGGUGGCUUCAAAAAGAGGACUAUUUUGAUUUGCCUCAAGGGAGGGUGGAGUGGGAUGUUUUCUGUGAGCAACUUCAGAAAAGGCUAAGGAAAGCUGGACAAGAAAGAGAUGAUUAA
Molecule: messenger RNA, 2787 nt
Organism: Urocitellus parryii (Arctic ground squirrel)
Lineage: Eukaryota; Metazoa; Chordata; Mammalia; Rodentia; Sciuridae
Product: toll-like receptor 11
Biological process (GO): signal transduction
Cellular component (GO): plasma membrane
Molecular function (GO): signaling receptor activity; protein binding
Source: RefSeq, a predicted model, not a curated record